Penicillium salamii is the source of this 669-nucleotide messenger RNA. NCBI's taxonomy places the organism in Eukaryota, Fungi, Ascomycota, Eurotiomycetes, Eurotiales, Aspergillaceae. The record is from the annotation of a GenBank genome assembly.
AUGGACCUUCCUUCGAAGCCCGCCGCCUCACACAGCGUCUACAAUAUGAUGCGAUGCGCAUCCUCGACUUACCCACCAGGCCCAUAUUGUUGGGUGGAUCCAAUGGGAAAAAAGGAUUACCAACUGAAGACUCAUCAUCUCAAGCGGCUCGUUACCCACGUCGAAAAAGGUGGGGUGUUAGACGGGCACAAGGAUGUGCCAGAAACAGUAUGCGAAGAAUUAUAUAUGGAAGAGCAACAAAGACAGGGAAAGAACAAUCGCAAAGGAGGACAUGUGACAGGAAAUGGAGCACCAUACCCUGCUAUCAACAUCAAUUUCCUGCCCUCGCAGUCUUCUGCCUCUGCGGCUGCACAGGUUUCUGCUGACUUCCAGUCCAUGCAAUCCCCAGGCCCGCUUGAGAUCCCUGGACCUAGGGAUGAAGCGGUCAAGGAAUAUGGUAAAUGGCAGGUGUCAAAUGUUACUGAUGACACUCUCAAGGCUGCAUUUCGAGAGAUCUGUGACAUGAUGAUCGACAAUGGUCUUGAUCUUGAGCAGGUCUACAAGGAUCAAGACCCGGAAUUCUUUAUCAAAAAGGGCAUAAAGAUAGGUAUUGCUCGACGGUUCGUAGAAGACAUUCGGCGCUGGGUCGGGAAUGUGAAGAGAGCAAUCCCUAUAUAUGACAUAAUUUAG